Molecule: messenger RNA, 1363 nt
Organism: Bactrocera neohumeralis
Lineage: Eukaryota; Metazoa; Arthropoda; Insecta; Diptera; Tephritidae
Exons: 2
Coding region: 1-1143 (380 amino acids)
Source: RefSeq, a predicted model, not a curated record
AUGAAUUACAGGAUUCCUAUUACGGAAUCCGACGAAGACGAAUUACUCGCCUCCAGCCAGGAGACGGGUAAAGGUACUGCCGGACAUACCAACCUAAGUAUACCGGCAGAUACAGCAGUGAUAACAGCAAACGUAAGGGAGGAAGCGUCCACCUCCAAAGCUGCCAUGAGCACCAACCAAAGUGCACUGGCCAAAGGGGAAAUCAAAAAGAAGCGCAAAAAAUCCCAGAAUCAGCUGAGGAAAAACCGGUACCAGAGGGCAGUCUUCAUUCUAGGGAAGAUAGCCAAAAACCAGGCAGCCGGCACCCCAGUUGAUGAGGCAGAAACAAAGCGCCUUAAAGUAAUAGUGGAGGAAUAUGAAGGCUACCUGAAAAGGAAGCAAUCAGAACCUCUAGUAGAGAACAUACAGGAGAGCACUUCACAAAAAAGGAAUCGCUCUACGACAGAAACACCCGAAACUCUGCCUAAAAAACCGAGGCAUUUCUGCGAUGUAGCCAGAGAUAGCCUGCAAGUGGCCAUCAUAGACGGGAACUCCUCCUCACUGAGCACGGUACAGGAAAGAUGGGUGGAGAUCGACGUCAGAUUGUCGAGUAUGGUGCUAAGCUAUGUACUCGACAAUCCGGCGGGUCCUCACCCGGAGUUUGACUCCUCUGAGACCCUCAGGGGCUACAGGGUCAUCAAGUGCGCGGACCAGGCCUCCCUGGAUUUCCUGACGGGUAGUGUUGCUAAAAUCAGCAACGCCUUUGUAGGCCUCCAAUUGAGGCUUAUACCCGCCAGGGACAUUCCAAAGAGGCCUCGUGCUCGCAUUUGGUUACCCCCACUAGAGGAGCCAGGCGAAAAACUCCUGCGGUGUAUCAAGCUGCAGAACAAAUCUAUACCUGGUAUAGAUGAGUGGCAGCUGAUAAAGGAGGAAAAACCAAAUAAAGCCAGCAGACCAAUACUAGUGGCCAUUUGCGAAGAGUCCAUUGAGGGUCUCAAGAAGACUGACUACAAAAUCAGCUUCGGAAUUCGCAAGGCCAGGUUUAAAAUCUUCCAAGGCGACAAAGCGGCUGACGAAGACGACACGGAAGAGGUCGACGACGCCAGCCAGUUGCUAAGAAAAGUGGGCAUCGAAGAAACCCGAAGAGUGCUACAGCGAAUCUGAUAACCCUUAUGAACGAGGGGAGCAUCGACAUCAGCCUAAUACAGGAGCCCUGGGUCAAAGAAGACACCAUUAAAGGGCUAAACAGCAGCAACUAUAACCUGCUUUACACACGGAACAAAGCACAGCAGAUAUCAUAGUGGUAAAGGUGGAACAGAAGGAAAAGCCCUUCUUCUUAGUCUCGGCCUACUUGGCCCAUGACGAUGAUAUACCACCGACCCCG